AUGUCCUCCACCCUGCAUACUGUCGGCUCGUACGUACCGGACGGGCUACUGCCAAAAUGGCUGCUCUUCCUCUCAAUAGUCUCAAUUGGCAACACUGUCCAGAGUUACGUUUCGUUGGCAGGCACUCGUGAGGUGUAUGCCGGACCUGCGAGCAGAUCUACACCGAGCGUGGCACCGCCGGGCACCGCCUCCAAGCAACAUACCUCGCCAGUGACCGAGCUAUCUGCGCGGACCUUCGGCACAUGGACGGCACUUUCUAGCAUCGUCAGACUGUAUGCAGCUUACAACAUCCACGACCCAGUAGUGUAUCAGCUAGCGCUUUGGACGUACGGGCUGGCCUUCGCGCACUUCACUAGUGAAUGGCUCAUUUUCGGCACCGCUCGAUGGGGUAGAGGGUUAGCUGGACCAUUGUUUGUUGCUACACUGACGCCAUUGUGGAUGUUGGCGCAGUACAGUGACUAUGUAAGAUGA
Messenger RNA from Baudoinia panamericana UAMH 10762, 471 nucleotides. RefSeq lists its product as uncharacterized. The transcript has 2 exons. Gene Ontology annotation, cellular component: endoplasmic reticulum; membrane. Gene Ontology annotation, molecular function: protein-macromolecule adaptor activity. The coding region runs from base 1 to 471 and encodes 156 amino acids. The record is from RefSeq and is a predicted model, not a curated record. NCBI's taxonomy places the organism in Eukaryota, Fungi, Ascomycota, Dothideomycetes, Mycosphaerellales, Teratosphaeriaceae.